Eptesicus fuscus (big brown bat) is the source of this 1880-nucleotide messenger RNA. It is a transcript of the gene PRKACA, whose product is annotated as protein kinase cAMP-activated catalytic subunit alpha. The transcript is spliced from 10 exons. Lineage: Eukaryota; Metazoa; Chordata; Mammalia; Chiroptera; Vespertilionidae. Gene Ontology annotation, cellular component: nucleus; cAMP-dependent protein kinase complex. Gene Ontology annotation, biological process: peptidyl-serine phosphorylation. The coding region runs from base 202 to 1257 and encodes 351 amino acids. The record is from RefSeq and is a predicted model, not a curated record. Gene Ontology annotation, molecular function: cAMP-dependent protein kinase activity; protein kinase A regulatory subunit binding; ATP binding.
ACUUGGGCUGAGGUUCCCGGGCGGGCGGGCGCGGGGAGACGCGGGAAUCAGGGGCUUGGCGGGGGUCGCGGCGCCGCAGCCAGCGCAGCAACCCAAGGGGCCGCUGCCGCCGCCGCUGCCCAGCGCGCUCCGGGGCCGCCGGCCGCCGCCAGCACCCGCCGCGCCGCAGCUCCGGGACCGGCCCCGGCCGCCGCCGCCGCGAUGGGCAACGCCGCCGCCGCCAAGAAGGGCAGCGAGCAGGAGAGUGUGAAAGAGUUCUUAGCCAAAGCCAAAGAAGAUUUUCUUAAAAAAUGGGAGAGUCCUGAUCAGAAUACAGCCAAUUUGGAUCAGUUUGAUCGAAUCAAGACCCUCGGCACAGGCUCCUUCGGGCGGGUGAUGCUGGUGAAACACAAGGAGACUGGGAACCACUUUGCCAUGAAGAUCCUGGACAAACAAAAGGUGGUGAAGCUGAAACAGAUAGAGCACACCCUGAAUGAGAAGCGCAUCCUGCAGGCUGUCAACUUUCCGUUCCUUGUCAGACUUGAGUUUUCCUUCAAGGAUAACUCAAAUUUAUACAUGGUCAUGGAGUAUGUGCCCGGCGGGGAAAUGUUCUCACAUCUGCGGCGGAUCGGAAGGUUCAGCGAGCCCCAUGCCCGCUUCUACGCUGCCCAGAUCGUCCUGACCUUCGAGUAUCUGCACUCGCUCGAUCUCAUCUACCGGGACCUGAAGCCAGAGAACCUUCUCAUCGACCAGCAGGGCUACAUUCAGGUGACAGACUUUGGUUUUGCCAAGCGUGUGAAAGGCCGCACCUGGACCUUGUGCGGGACCCCCGAGUACCUGGCCCCUGAGAUCAUCCUGAGCAAAGGCUACAACAAGGCUGUGGACUGGUGGGCCCUUGGGGUUCUCAUCUACGAGAUGGCUGCUGGCUACCCACCCUUCUUCGCUGACCAGCCCAUUCAGAUCUACGAGAAGAUUGUUUCUGGGAAGGUGCGGUUCCCAUCCCACUUCAGCUCUGACCUGAAGGAUCUGCUGCGGAACCUCCUUCAGGUAGACCUUACCAAGCGCUUUGGGAACCUCAAGAAUGGGGUCAAUGACAUCAAGAACCACAAGUGGUUUGCCACGACUGACUGGAUUGCCAUCUACCAGAGGAAGGUGGAAGCUCCCUUCAUACCAAAGUUUAAAGGCCCUGGGGACACGAGUAAUUUUGAUGACUAUGAAGAGGAAGAGAUCCGAGUCUCCAUCAAUGAGAAGUGUGGCAAGGAGUUUUCUGAGUUUUAGGGGUGUGCCUGUGCCCCCAAGGGUUUUCUUUCUUUUUUUGUGGGGGGUGGGUGGGAGGGUUGGAUUGAACAGCCAGAGGGCCCCAGAGUUCCUUACAUCUAAUUUCACCCCCACCCCACCCUCCAGGGUCGGGGAGCAGGAAGCCCAGAUAUUCAGAGGGACAGGAAUACCAGCUGCUCUCCCUCAUCCCCUUCACCCUCCUGCCCUCCCUAAUGCUUUUGCCUUCUUCCACCCCAGCCCACUUCUGCUUGUUUUAAACGAGUAUCUCAGUUCUAGUCAGACCAGGUCUUACUAGUGUAUCCAGGGACAGGGUGUGGAAAGAGGGGCCCAAACUUAACUCCAACCCCCUUCCUUCCCCACCUCCCUCACCAGACCACCAGCAAACUUGCUACGGGAGAAUAAAAGAAUGGCCAGCCUUCCCUUCAAAGCAAUCUUGCCUGGGAAGGAGAGAUUUUAGUGACAUGCAGUGGGCUCCUUGCUAGAAUUUUUUAAAAAACAAUUUACAAACUUAUUUAAGUUCCACCAGUGCCUCCCAUCCCCCCCUCUCCAAAUCCAUUUUAACAAGGCUGGGAAGCAGACUGACUUGUAAAGGAAAGGGCUGGGGUUCCACCCUCUCCCCCAAG